Molecule: messenger RNA, 2569 nt
Organism: Vitrella brassicaformis
Lineage: Eukaryota; Vitrellaceae
Source: the annotation of a GenBank genome assembly
GAGAAGGCAAACGAGAAGCAAGGCGGGCCUCUCGAAGCAGAGCAGCGGCAACCUUCUGCUUUUCGCGUAUCUGCUCGAAUCUUCGGGUCAUCGCUCUCCAGGUGAGGCAACGAGCAGCAAACGAGAGGGUGAUCUGCACAGGAGAAGAAGCAGCAGCACGAGAGCAGCCAGUAUGUAACAAUCAACUCAUCCGUUGCUUUGUGUGUUGUCUUGUGUUGUGUUUGUCAGAUGAAGCGUGGCUUCCUCCUGCCGAAGGCGGAGCAGAGCGCUGCAGCCGCCGCAUCGACUGCCGAGGAGUCAGUCAUUCCUCAGCGGAAACGAAAGGUACAACACACAAUGACGUUCCUGAAAUGCCCACAACUGACCAAGUGCUCUGUCUGUGUUCAUUCAGGCGAGGCCUCCUCCUCGUGUGUCUGCGGACAUCAAACGGCAGUAUCCGCACCUCGAGCACGCCUGUGGCCGGCCACUCCUUCUGCUGCAAGCAUCACUCGGCCCCUCACUCUUCCUCACGCCCUCCCCUGCCAAGGCCCGGUGUCUGGUCAUCGACUGCGCCCACAGAAACACCCGCCGUAUGUGGGAAGCGGUCUCGCUCGAGGUCGCAUAUCAGUGGGGCAUGGCUGCCAGGACCCUCGAGAAGCUGGUGGUCCGCUAUCCAAAGCCAGCGGUGUCGCGGCGGAAGCGCAGCAAGGCACCGGUUUGGUCUAUGGGCGUGUGGAUGGCGAUAUUGGAGGGGCAUGCACACGGGCGGCAGCGGGCCGUUGCCGUGAAGAACAAGACAGACAAGAAGGGCAAGGGCGAGAUGGAGGCGAUCGGCAGCGGCAGCAGCUCUCAAGCGGCGUCAGUGGCAGCUUCCGAUGGGUCGCUGCGGGUGCUGGAGUUCGAGGCGGUGGACACUGAAGGGCCGCAGGAGUGGGAGAGAGGAGACGGUGGUGUGGCCGCCCCCUCUUCGACACCCCUCCUUCCCAAGACUGACGGUGGUCUCCCUCCCCGCAUCCUUCCCGUCCACCUGCCGGCCCUCACAGAGGUCCGCAACAUGCCCGUCGACGUCGCUGCUUGGCGCAUGUACCGCUCGUGGUGCGAUCGAUCAACACACGCCCACGAGAGUGAGGGAUUAGGCGUCCCUGGUGUGUGUGUGUGUGUGUCUGCAGGCAUUCCCCUGGCAUUCGAGUCCUCACCUUCACCACACAUCCCAGGUCAUCUUGUCUGAAGGAGUACAUCGGCGCUGAGUGGGUGCGGGGCUGCACGGGCCUGGAGGCGCUGGUGUGCGACGACCGCGUGAACGGCGACGGUGGGCUGAUACUGGCCAUGCUGGCUGAGCUGCCUGCAGACGGCAAGUCGUUGGAAGGUCUGCGAGAGCUCGGCAACAUUCACCUGUAUGGGGUCGAAGGGGACGAGAUUCAGCAACUGCAGCAUGCUCUCACCUUGCGGGGCUGCAAAAAGAAGCUGGCCAAGCUACGCAUCGACACGGGCACGAUACUGCGCAUGGAAAGCGACGUCGACAGCCUGACAAUGCUCGACCAUCUGGUGUAAGCAAGCAGGACAGAGGAGGCAACAAAAGGGCUGCACGAUUGUCUGUGUGUCUCGUAUCCCAUCAGGACGGCUGUCGUUGACCCAGAGGCGCUGCUGACCGGCGGUGUCGAGUGGGCUGAGCUUCGUGAAGACGAUCUGGAUGCGGAGCUGUCGGUCGAGCUGCUCUCGUGGGCGCGGGCUAAGUCCCCGUUCCUGAAGCGCCACGUGGAGGAGCUCGCCCGCAUCGUCCCCCGCGUCACCUAUCAUGGCCUACCCGAACCGCACCACCCGGCCGCUACCGCCAUGACACCAUCGACCUUCCCCCGAGCCGACUGCUUUCACCUGGCUGCCGAGUCGCUGACGCGCUACACGAUGCAACGCGUCGUGUCUGUCGCGAAGGCAAUCGGCAAGACCUACAUCCGCGUGUCUGGGGAGGAAGGGGAAGAUGCGGCUCCCGUGGGAUUGGCUGUCGAGUUCCUCAAGGCACUGCAGACAGCCCGGCUCAACGAGGGCAGCGAGGCCCCACUGGACGUCUUGCAUUUUGUGUCGCUGGGCGGCGAGGACGUGGGAUCCUUAUGGGAGACGCACGCCGCCGAAGUGUCCCCAAUCAGAUGCCUGGAGCUGUGGAUUACCGGUAGGUACAGAUACGUGGCUAUGGAGAGGGUCUUGUGCAUGUGUGUGGAUGUGCGCCGCUCAGAUACGAUUCCACCGGGCGCCUCAGACAACGAGCGUCGGGCCUUCAUCGAGACCGUCAGCAAGGACCUCCUGGCGAUGCUCAAGGCGUCCACCCGCCUCGGUGGCCAUCGAGAGACGGACGUCCGCUUCUUCAGCCUCCAUGGAGAUGUACGUGAGUACUUUGCGCGGCACCACCUGUCAGACGACUUCGACGAGACGCCUUACACAUUCACCUUCGAUGGCACGUCACUGAGCCUGCGCAGGCGCAGGUGGGGAAGCGAAGGCCGGAGGGAAGGAUGAUUCAUUGUCUUAAUUGCCUCCUUCUGUUCAGGAGAGGCGUCUGAUGGAGAGCCAUUGUUUGGUGCGUGCAUGCCCUAUGCUCGAG